GUCUGUGGAUGACAGCAGACCUGGAGGACCGAAACAAGUGUCGGUGCCACUCUUUUAAGAAAGAAGUGAAGCUAGAGAAGAGCUUAGUUUCUCUUAAAGUAGCUAGCUAGUCUAUUUAUUGCUCCGCGCCGAGGUCUAGUGGAAGUGCUUCAGCGACGGUUCGGUCAUUUUAAGCCACGAAGCAUAAGGAGGAAGACGACGGACAAAGCUAACUUAACGCUAACGUUAGUCUGAAUUCCAUUCAGAACCCGGCGGCUUUUUUUCUCCAGUAACAGCCUCAACAUCUCCUGGAUGCAAUGACCGACUCGGUUGGGGACAGCAAGGCGGAGGUGAAACAAGCCACGAAAUAUGUCAAAGAGACCGAAAACGUUGCGGAAAAAUAUUCAGCGUUGACUGUCAGCAAGAACAGCAGUGAUGUGAAUAUGAACGUUGGGGAAAUGCCUUCCGCAGCGUUCACCGCAGUCCCUACUCUGAAAUCUGUCAAGAAGAUCCAGUUUGCGAACACAGAGGACAAACAAGAGUUCAGCAAAUACCCCACCAAGGCUGGCCGCCGCUCCCUCUCUCGGUCCAUCUCGCAGUCCUCUACAGACAGCUACAGCUCAGCUGCAUCCUACACUGACAGCUCCGAUGAUGAAACCUCCCCCCGGGACAAAGCGCAGGUCAACACCAAUGGCAGCAGUGACUUCUGUGUGAAGAACAUCAAGCAGGCCGAAUUUGGCCGCCGUGAAAUUGAAAUUGCAGAACAAGACAUGUCUGCCCUGAUUUCCUUGAGGAAGAGAGCCCAGGGGGAGAAGCCGCUGUCUGGGGCGAAGAUAGUAGGCUGUACCCAUAUCACUGCUCAGACUGCAGUCCUGAUCGAGACUCUGGUAGCCCUCGGGGCCCAGUGUCGCUGGACUGCCUGCAACAUCUACUCCACUCAGAAUGAGGUGGCCGCUGCUCUCGCUGAAAUAGGGGUACCUGUGUUUGCAUGGAAGGGUGAGUCAGAGGACGACUUCUGGUGGUGCAUCGAUCGCUGUGUCAACACGGAGGGCUGGCAGGCCAACAUGAUCUUGGAUGAUGGCGGAGACUUAACCCACUGGGUGUACAAGAAGUAUCCCAGCGUCUUCAAGAAGGUCCGGGGCAUCGUAGAGGAGAGUGUCACUGGAGUGCACAGAUUGUACCAGUUGUCUAAGGCUGGCAAGCUGUGUGUCCCUGCCAUGAAUGUGAACGACUCAGUCACCAAGCAGAAAUUUGACAACCUUUACUGCUGCCGUGAAUCUAUCCUGGAUGGCUUGAAGAGGACCACAGAUAUAAUGUUUGGAGGCAAACAAGUCGUCGUGUGUGGUUAUGGAGAGGUGGGGAAAGGCUGCUGUACUGCUCUAAAGGCCCUUGGAGCCAUUGUGUGCAUCACAGAGAUUGACCCCAUCUGUGCCCUGCAAGCAUGCAUGGACGGCUUCCGAGUGGUAAAGCUGAGUGAGGUCAUCCGGCAGAUGGACGUGGUGAUAACUUGCACUGGCAACAAGAAUGUCGUCACCAGAGAACAGCUUGACCGAAUGAAGAAUGGCUGCAUCGUCUGCAAUAUGGGACACUCCAAUACUGAGAUUGAUGUGGCGAGUCUGCGCAGCCCAGAGCUGACCUGGGAGAGGGUGCGCUCUCAGGUUGACCACAUCAUCUGGCCCGAUGGAAAGAGGGUUGUUCUGCUGGCAGAGGGCCGCCUCUUAAAUCUGAGCUGCUCCACAGUGCCUACGUUUGUUUUGUCCAUCACUGCUACAACUCAGGCCCUGGCCCUGAUUGAGUUGUUCAAUGCUCCAGAGGGCCGUUACAAACAGGAUGUGUAUCUCCUGCCUAAGAAGAUGGAUGAGUAUGUGGCCAGUUUGCACCUACCAAACUUUGAUGCCCACCUGACGGAGCUCUCUGACGAGCAGGCCAAGUACAUGGGUCUUAACAAGAACGGCCCCUUCAAACCUAAUUAUUACAGGUAUUAAUGAGAGUGUCUGUUGCUGUGAUCCAUUACACACAGUUGUCCUGGGAUAAACAGAGAUAUCUAUUUUAUUUUCUAAAUUGCUACAAAAUGGAGGAAUUAUUUUAAUGAUGCUGAAUGUAACUUAUUAAUAACCCUUCAGACAUAGUGUUGAAUAUGAAAAAUAAGACAUGUAGGAAACAUAAUGUAUAACGUAUGUUAAAAAGAAAAAGCCUGCUUGCAUGCUUUCAUGUGUAUGUACUUAUUUAGCUGCUAACGCUUCUGUUGCUAGAUCACAAAGUUGUUGAUUUGUUUGUUCACCCUAUUUACGCACUGUGCCAAAUUAUGGCUGUGAGAAUGGAACAGAAACCAUGUAUUUUUUGUGUGUUGAUGACAUUAAGCUUGUAUUAGUACAUUUCACAAGACAGGGUUUGGGCUGAGCCAAAACAAACUCUUAAUAAAAUACAUUAUUUUAGAAAUGUUUUUUAUACAUGCUUUAAAUAAUCUCAUUGAAUGGUAUCUGCUUACAUGCCCUAAAAGUUAUCAGCCAGUCACCCUUUUUAUUACAACAAAGUAUAGUGAUGAAAUAGAGCACUUGUUGUUUAUUAUAACAAUUUAUAAUAGCCUGUGAAAGGCUGAGUUCAUUCUAAAUUCCUGACUUGGUGUUUGCAUUCAACACUCACCCUAAAAUGAUCUUAAAACACCCACAGGUUUUUUUUUUUUUUUCUUCAUUUGCUUACUCCAAUUCUCACUGAUGAGCAGCGUGGGUUACAAAGUGUUUUGACUGGACAAUACCUUUUAAGGCCAUAAUAUGAAUGUGCCUUUUUAAAUCAUUCACAACACGUAAAUAUCAGCACUCAAAUUAAUAAGCAUUCCUUUUUUGUAAAACCAUCUCUUAGUGGUACAUUUAAUGUCCUCCUUCCACGGCUUCUGGUAUUAAUUGUGUAAUGUGUGUUGAGAAAAAAUAUUUGACUUUUAUGUUUGCUAUAAGAUUGUCACUGUCUUAAUUUGAUCCAACAGGGUCACCUACAGUCAAAUUUCAUGUGAUCAAAAUGCACCAGUGUAUUCUAUGUAUGUAAAAUAAUGCAUUAAAUCAGCAAUAAAGCAAGU
Messenger RNA from Perca flavescens (yellow perch), 3049 nucleotides. It is a transcript of the gene ahcyl1, whose product is annotated as adenosylhomocysteinase-like 1. Gene Ontology annotation, biological process: L-methionine cycle. The coding region runs from base 297 to 1964 and encodes 555 amino acids. Gene Ontology annotation, cellular component: cytosol. NCBI's taxonomy places the organism in Eukaryota, Metazoa, Chordata, Actinopteri, Perciformes, Percidae. The transcript is spliced from 17 exons. The record is from RefSeq and is a predicted model, not a curated record.